Molecule: messenger RNA, 2187 nt
Organism: Tachyglossus aculeatus (Australian echidna)
Lineage: Eukaryota; Metazoa; Chordata; Mammalia; Monotremata; Tachyglossidae
Product: basic proline-rich protein-like
Exons: 2
Coding region: 1-2187 (728 amino acids)
Source: RefSeq, a predicted model, not a curated record
AUGGGCAGAGGGAUUGGGGGCAUUGGGGGCCCCGCCCACGGCCCCGGGACACGGAUUCUCCGCGCGCCGGACACGCCCCCUCCACGGCAGGCCCCGCCCACGUCCCGGGACACGCCCCUCCGCGCGCGGGACACGCCCCCAGCCCGUCAGACACACGCCCCCUCCGCCGCGCACCAACCGCCUCCUCAGCCCGUCAGACCGACGCCCCCUCCGCGUGAGGCCCCGCCCACGGCCCCGGGACACGCCCCUCCGCGCGCGGGACACGCCCACAGCCCGUCAGACACACGCCCCCUCCGCCGCGCGCCCACCGCCUCCUCAGCCCCAGGACACGCCCCCUCCUCGACAGGCCCCGCCCACGUCCCGGGACACGCCCCUCCGCGCGCGGGACACGCCCCCAUCCCCUCAGACACACGCCCCCUCCGCGUGAGGCCCCGCCCACGGCCCCGGGACACACCUCCCCUCCGCGCGCGGGACACGCCCCCAGACCCAGGACAUACCCCCGCCGCCCCGGCCCCCUCCGCGCGCGGGACACGCCCACAGCCCCAAGGCACGGCCUCUCCGCGCGCGGGACACUGCCUCAGCCCGUCAGGCACACGCCCCCUCCGUGGGGCCGCGCCCACGGCCCCGGGACACACCGCCCCUCCGCGCGCGGGACACGCCCCCAGCCCGUCAGACCGACGCCCUCCGCGACAGGCCCCGCCCACGUCCCGGGACACGCCCCCCCGCGCGCGGGACGCGCCCCCAGCCCGUCAGACACACGCCCCCUCCGCCACGCGCCCACCGCCUCCUCAGCCCCAGGACACGCCCCCUCCGCGACAGGCCCCGCCCACGUCCCCGGGACACGCCCCUCCGCGCGCGGGACACGCCCGCAGCCCGUCAGACGCACGCCCCCUCCGCCGCGCGCCCACCGCCCCCUCAGCCCGUCAGACAGACGCCCCCCCCCCUCGCGUGAGGCCCCGCCCACGUCCCCGGGACACGCCCCUCCGCGCGCGGGACACGCCCACAGCCCCAGGCCCCGCCCCCGCCGCGCACCAACCGCCUCCUCAGCCCGUCAGACAGACGCCCCCCUCCGCGGGGGCCCCGCCCACGUCCCCGGGACACGCCCCUCCGCGCGCGGGACACGCCCGCAGCCCGACAGACACACGCCCCCUCCGCCGCGCGCCCCACCGCCCCCUCAGCCCGUCAGACAGACGCCCCCCGCCCCGCGUGAGGCCCCGCCCACGUCCCCGGGACACGCCCCUCCGCGCGCGGGACACGCCCACAGCCCCAGGCCCCGCCCCCGCCGCGCACCAACCGCCUCCUCAGCCCGUCAGACAGACGCCCCCUCCGCGGGGGCCCCGCCCACGUCCCCGGGACACGCCCCUCCGCGCGCGGGACACGCCCGCAGCCCGACAGACACACGCCCCCUCCGCCGCGCGCCCACCGCCCCCUCAGCCCGUCAGACAGACGCCCCCGCCCCGCCCCCAGGCCCCGCCCCCGCCGCGCACCAACCGCCUCCUCAGCCCGUCAGACAGACGCCCCCUCCGCGGGGGCCACGCCCACGGCCCCGGGACACGCCCCUCCGGGAGCGAGACAGGCCCCCAGCCUGUCAGACACACGCCCCCUCCGCGUGAGGCCCCGCCCACGGCCCCGGGACACGCCCCUCCGCGCGAGGGACACGCCCCCAGCCCGUCAGACACCCCCCUCCGCGUGGGGCCACGCCCACUGGCUCAGGACACGCCCCUCCGAGCGCGGGACACGCCCACAGUCCCAGGACACGCCCUCAAACCCAGGCCGCUCCCUGACAAACACGCAGGCCACGCCCCCUCCGCGCGCGGGACAUGCGCCCAGCCCCGGGAGGGCACAGGCCACGCCCUCACAUACAGGCCACGCCCCCGCGGGGAGCGGGACACGCCCACAACCCGUCGGAGACACGCCCCCUCCACCUCCUCAGCCCCAGGACACGCCCCGUCGCGUGUAGGCCGCGCCCUCAGGCCAGGCCACGCCCAUCCGCACGGGGCCACGCCCCUCAAACACGGGCCACGCCCCCGCUGCGCGACUGCCACGCCCUCAGCCUGUAGGUGUCACGCCCUCCGACCCAGGACACGCCCCCUAGCGCGCGAGGGCCACGCCCGCAGCCCCAGGAAGGCGCGGGCCACGCCCUCAGACGCAGACCACGCCCCCUCCGCGCGCGGGACACGCCCAUAA